This is a messenger RNA of Hemicordylus capensis (graceful crag lizard), 2429 nucleotides long. Its product is annotated as vomeronasal type-2 receptor 26-like. NCBI's taxonomy places the organism in Eukaryota, Metazoa, Chordata, Lepidosauria, Squamata, Cordylidae. The record is from RefSeq and is a predicted model, not a curated record. Gene Ontology annotation, cellular component: membrane. Gene Ontology annotation, biological process: G protein-coupled receptor signaling pathway. The transcript is spliced from 6 exons. The coding region runs from base 9 to 2429 and encodes 806 amino acids. Gene Ontology annotation, molecular function: G protein-coupled receptor activity.
UAUGGACCAUGGAAAGGCACAGGGCAGCACUGAAGAACUACCAGCAGAUUCUGUCUUUCGUAUUUGCUGUGAAGGAAAUCAAGGAGAACCCAAAUAUAUUACCAAACAUCACCAUAGGAUUCCACAUCUAUGACAACUACUUUGAUGCAAGGAUGACAUAUCAAAACACCUUGAACCUACUGUCCACCUGGAAUAGGCCUGUCCCCAACUUCAGCUGUGGUAUUCAGAAGAAGCUAGUAGCUGUCAUUGGAGGACUUGAUUCUGAAACAUCCUUCCAUAUAAUCAACCUUUUAGGCCCUUAUAAGAUUCCACAGGUCACCUACUCCUUCCUUCAAGCAGGGAUGAAUGAGCAAGCUUGGCACCCUUCCAUCUAUCAGAUGAUGCCCAAUGAAGCAUUUCAGUACCGUGGGAUUGUCCUGCUCCUCUUGUAUUUCCACUGGAUAUGGGUGGGCAUCAUUGCAAUGGAUGAUGACAAGGGAAUACACUUUAUGCGCACCUUGACACUAAUGUUUAACCACAAUGGUGUCUGUGUUGCUUUCACUGAAAGAAUACCAACCAUGGCUUCAGUAUUUGACAUUGUGUCUCUAAUGAGGCACACAGAGAGUAUGUCCAUUCUUCUAAACAAAACCAAUGUCAUUGUCAUAAAUGCUCAUAUUCAUACCAUGUUUGCUAUGACUGGAUUAAUCAAUAUGGCAACAGUAGCAGACAUGAGCAUGGCAGCUAUAAGUAAGGUAUGGAUUAUGACAGCUGAAUGGGACUUCACAUCACACCCAUCUGUAGCAGAGCUGGAUACACAAGUCUUCCAGGGUGCCUUAUCAUUUGCAAUUCACUCCAAAGAACUGCUGCAAUUCCAACAUUUCCUUCAAAUUCUAAAUCCUCACUAUUCAGAAAGAGAUGGUUUUAUUAGGGGCUUCUGGGAGCAGGCAUUCCAGUGUUCCCUGUCUAAUCCUAAUAUGGAUAAGGAGAAUGGAGAAGGCUGCAGUGGAGCAGAAAAGCUGGAGAACCUGCCUGGGCCAUUCUUUGAAAUGAGAAUGACAGGCCAAAGCUACAGCAUCUACAAUGCUAUCCAUGCCACAGUGCAUGCUUUACAUGCCAUGUACUCCUUUGGACCCCACCACAUGGCAACUGAAGGUGGGAAAAGGCUUGAGCUUCUGAAGUUGCAGCCUUGGCAGCUUCACUCUUUCCUGAGGGGCAUCUCAUUUAACAAUAGUGGUGGAGAGAAGGUGUUUUUCAAUAGGAAUGGUGAACUAACAGCUGGAUUUGACAUUAUCAACUGGGUCACCCUUCCAAACCAAUCUAUUGUACGAGUGAAAGUCGGAGGAAUGGAUCCCCAGGCUCCACAAGGCAAAGAGCUGGCUGUUAAUGAGAAGAUCAUCAAAUGGCACAGCAGAUUUAACCAGGUCCUGCCACUUGCUUUGUGUAAUGACAACUGCCACUCAGGGUACAGUAGAAAAAAGAAGGAAGGAGAGCCAUUUUGUUGCUAUGAUUGUGCUCCAUGUCCAGAUGGGAAGAUUUCAGACCAAAAAGACAUGAAUGACUGUUUCUUGUGCCCAGGAGAAGAAUAUGCAAAUAAGGCUCAUAAUAAGUGCCUUUCAAAGACUAUAACCUUUCUGUCCUAUGAAGAACCCCUUGGGAUCACUUUAGCUUUCUUCGCUUUGUCUUUUGCUCUGAUCUCAACUUUGGUGCUUGGAAUCUUUAUUAAGAACCAAAACACCCCCAUUGUUAGAGCUAACAAUCGGAAUCUCACAUACUCUUUGCUCAUCUCCCUUCUGCUCUGCUUCCUGUGUUCCUUCCUAUUCAUUGGCCAGCCUCAGACAGUGACAUGCCCUUUACGUCAAAUAGCUUUUGGCAUCAGCUUCUCAGUGGCUGUUUCUUCCGUGUUGGCCAAAACCAUCACUGUGAUUCUGGCUUUCAUAGCCACUAAACCAGGAGCCAGAAUAAGGAAAUGGGUGGGGAAAAGACUAACAAACUCACUUGUUCUCUCCUGUUCCUUUAUUCAAGCAGCAAUUUGUACAGUGUGGCUUUGCACUGACCCUCCAUUCCCAGACUUAGAUAUGCACUCUCUGGCUGAAGAAAUCGUAGUGGAAUGUAAUGAAGGGUCACCUAUCCUGUUUCACUGUGUUCUGGGUUACAUGGGAUUCAUGGCUGUUGUCAGCUUCGUUGUGGCGUUCUUUGCUAGAAAGUUGCCCAGUACAUUUAAUGAAGCCAAGUUCAUCACUUUCAGCAUGCUGGUGUUUUGCAGCGUAUGGGUGUCCUUUCUUCCAGCUUACCUAAGCACCGAUGGAAAAUAUAUGGUGGUUGUGGAGAUCUUCUCCAUCUUGGCUUCUAGUGCUGGCCUACUGGGUUGUAUCUUUGCCCCCAAAUGUUAUGUGAUUGUGCUGAGGCCUGAGCUGAACUGUAAAGAGCAACUAACAAAGAGAAAAAAAUAG